AUGCUGGCCCGAAUCAAGAAGCGUAUCGCGCUCGAGGACGAUCCGGGCGGGGGGCGGUUUUUUGAGCUUUUCUGCUCGGGAGAUCUGGGUGUAUGGGAGCAGGUAGCGCCCACUGUGAUCGACAACUACAUCGUCAGGUCCUUCGUGGGUGAGACUGCGUUCCACACCCCCCUGGGCGGUAUCGGUCCCGAACACGUGCGGGUGGCCCGGCAGCUGCUGCUGCAGUUCGACCUGGUGCUGGACCUGGAUGCGGGGGAGCAGGCGGAGGACCUCAUCAUACAGCAGGGGCUGGGCUGGGACGUAACGCUGGCGAAGCUUCAUGUGCGGAGCUCCUCCGCGACCUUCGCCAAGCUCAACUACAGCAAGGAGGACUGUCCCAAUGCCGAGCUGCUGCGGGUGCUGCUAACCCGGCAGGACCCCGACAGGGAGCUAUACAGGGCUGGUGCCACCCGGGCUGUGAUUGCGUUGACGUCCACCGCGUUGACGACCAACUCUGGCGUUCCCUUACAGAGCUAUUUCUGGAAUAUUACCAAAAACUGCUCGCACUACGAUGAUCAGUUACGACUUAUUGUAAACGUUUCCCAGGCAGUUGCCCACCAGGAGCCCAGCGUGCAGCAACUUGCAGAAGUGCAAGAGCUUUGGAAACCGCUCAAUGAUGUUUGCAGCAACGGCAGCGCGAGCCAUUUAAUGCAGGCCGUGCAGGCAUCCCUGGGCUCCCUUGGCCACUUUGCGGAGCAUGAGCCUAUUUUAUCUAUUUUGGGGCGGAGGCUAGUACUUGCCUGUAUCAUCCUGCAUAGGAAGAAUCUCAGAAAGGAUGUUCGUCAAGAGGAGCUCGAAUCCUUCUUUGCGCAUGUUGCCAAGCAGUUGUACGGCGACCACGUGCGAUCCGUACUGCGCAAAGAUCUGUUGGACUAUCUCCACAUCAGCAAGAGCGGUGGCACGAGCUUCAGUGCUGCUGCCAGAAUAAACAAAUGUAAGAUGUCCGGCGGUAUCGGACAGCCGCUGUAUAUCGGCGAUUUGCCGCAUUGGAUGAACAGAACCGUGUUUCAAGAGCUUACCGGCGUGACCAUGAUGUGGACCAUGUACGGCAAAGUGGAACGAACGGGCAUAGCGGGAUGCGAACGGCGCAUUGCCAAUGUGACGGCAAGCGGCUUCGAAUACUUGUCCAACGAGUACACUCUCCAUGGCGGCGUGGGCACCAUGGCGGGGGUGCAUGUAUGCCGGCAGGCGGUCAAUGUGGUGACGCUGAGGAGUCCCGAGGCGCGCCUGAUAUCCCACCUGCAUUUCAUGUUGGCGCACAUCAAGGGUCGACUGGCGCGCCGUUCUCGAAGGGAGGGGAGGGACCUCUUCCAUGGUGUCUUUUGCAGCGACAAUGUGACCAUGUUUCAGCAGCUUUCACCCGCUAUCAUGGACAAUUACAACGUCAGGUCCUUCGUGGGUGAGACUGCGUUCCACACCCCCCUGGGCGGUAUCGGUCCCGAACACCUGCGGGUGGCCCGGCAGCUGCUGCUGCAGUUCGACCUGGUGCUGGACCUGGAUGCUGGGGAGCAGGCGGAGGACCUCAUCAUACAGCAGGGGCUGGGCUGGGACGUAACGCUGGCGAAGGUUCACAAGCGCACUAGCGACGAUGUCUAUAAGCGACUGAAGUACGACCGGACCCGAUGUCGCCAUGAGCAUCUGCUCAGAGAGGUGCUGCCGCGGCAGGAUCCCGACAGGCAGCUGUACAGUACGGGCCGGGUGCUUAGCCUCAUCGAUCAGCUGCUGCUGGGCUGGGCCCGGGAGCUUGGGCUGCCCCCCAGCCCCCUCAGCGCCACCGGAGGACGUUCAGGAGCGGCAGAGGCUGCGGACGCCGCCCUUAGUGGCGGCAGUGGUGAUGGCGAUGACGGUAGCGACCCCGUUCACUGCGGUCUUCUGGAUAGGCGCUGGCGGCUGGCCACCCCACAACUGGUUUCGGACCGUGCAGAAGCGGUGGAGGUAGAGGAAGAGGAGGAAGAGGAGGAGGAGGAAGAGGAGGAGGAGGAGGGGGAAGAAGAGGAGGAGAAGGAGGAACAGGAGGCGGAAAGCAACGCAACGGCGGGGGUGCAAGAAACGGAAGCGUGA
Volvox carteri f. nagariensis is the source of this 2100-nucleotide messenger RNA. RefSeq lists its product as uncharacterized. The transcript is spliced from 12 exons. Bases 1 to 2100 code for a protein of 699 amino acids. The record is from RefSeq and is a predicted model, not a curated record. Lineage: Eukaryota; Viridiplantae; Chlorophyta; Chlorophyceae; Chlamydomonadales; Volvocaceae.